UCAUGCUAAGGAAGCGUUGACGUGCCGAAGCAGUGGCGUGUGGGCCCCCAGAUAGCAAUACCUGCCAUCCAAACGCAAGUAAAGUGUACAAAAAACAAAAAAAGUGGACUGUCUCCCGCAUUACAUGUAGAUAGCUGACCCUCUGGCAACCUGCGGUCUGACAAUGGGAGCGAAUAACAGUACCCGCCGCGUCUCAUUUGAGUCAGAUGAGAACGAGAAUAUAACGGUGGUGAAGGGCAUACGGCUCUCUGAGAAUGUCAUCAACCGCAUGAGGGAACCUGUUACUCCACCUAAACAUGAACAAGCCCCCACACCGCCACCUUCCAUGGCACCUCCCCUCGCUCCUUCUCCUCUCCUGCGGCCAGUGCCUCCCCUCUUUGACCCGAUCACCUCCUUGCCUCCUCCCCCUCCCGUUGUAGAACCUGUUGCACCUCCACCUCCUCCUCCACCAGCUCCAUUUGCCACAGAGACAGUGGCUGCUCCUCCACCAACACCUCCUCAGCCUCCUACAGAACAGAUUGAACCCGUCGUUGCUCACCCUCUUCCCGAGUCGGAACCCCUCUCUUCCCCUCCUGUUUUUGAGCCUGUCGCCAUCCUGCCAGUCCUACAUCAUUCAGGGGACACUUUAUCCCCGCAGCCUGCUGAGCCAUUUGCUGCACCUCCCCUUCCUGAGUUUACUGCUCCUUGUGAACCAGUUGCACCUCCUCCCCAGCCCCGAGUGGAGCCAGUAUCCCCUGCUCCUGUCCCUGAGCCAGUGGUAGUGCCUGAGUCGAGUUCGGCCCCACCACCUCCUGCUGCACCGCCCGUUGAUGAAGAGGCCCUAAGGAAGAAGAUCACUGAUGAGCUGUAUAAAAGCUUGGACCAGGACAGGGCUAAGGCAGAGCAAGAGCUGCAAGCCUGGCUGGAGGAAGAGAAGGCUCGGUCAGCAGCCCAGGCUCAGGCUGACGCCCAGUCCCAGGUCCAGGGUGAAGUGUCCAGGCUUCUGUCUGUGGAGCGCACCAUGGCCCAGGAGAGCCUCCAGCAGGCUGUAAUAAGAGAGAGGAUUGCCACCGAGGAUGAGAGGCUGCGCGCUCAACUCUUUGCGAAACAGCUGGAGGCAAGAGAAGCAGACUUAAAGAAGCAGGAUGCUUUCUACAGAGAGCAGGUGGCACGGCUGGAGGAGAGGAGCGCUCAGUUCUACAAGGUCACCACAGAGAACUACCAUAAAGCUGCCGACCAAGUGAAUGCCAAGUUCAAGCGGUAUGAGAUGUAUCCUGUGUGUGCAGACCUGCAGGGCCAGAUCCUUGCAUGCUACAAAGAGAACGUUGGAAAAACCCUGAACUGCUCCAACAUAGCAUCCCUUUACCUACAGUGUGUCAACAACGCAAAACAGAAAAACAAGUAUGCGCAUGCACCCUCAUGGACAGAUGAUAUAACAAGUUGAGGACCGGGGGAUAAAGACGAGAGAGAAAGAAAGAGGGAGCAAUGAAGAGUUUAUGGUGUGGGAUUACUUAUUAUCGACCGACUGACAGACAGACCAAACCGGAGCGGAGGAAGCGAGGCACGAGUCAGCACCAAGACACACACCCUGUAAACCCCCGUGGAGAACCGAACCAAACCAGACUAGAGGCACCGAACACAGCACCCUGAGAGAGAAAUAGACACGUUUUUCCCCUGGAUUCCUGUCCCCUUUCCCCACUUCUCUUACCAUUUGUCUAUCUCUCCUUUGAGUAUGUAGGGAGUGACACUGUCUGCCUUUUUAAAGCGACAGCAGGGGCCGACGGGACCCAGCAGGCCUGAGCUUGGCCCGCUAAAAAGGACAGUAAAAAACGAAACCGGAACGAACACAAGAAAGCAAGCCACCUCUGUCGCAGGCCACUUGGACCCAUCCCUUCUCACUCCAGCACUGUUAGGAAAUUAGAAGUCUAUUUUUACUAAUAAAAGUCAGUCCUAUUUUGUUGUCCAUAAAUCAUUGAAAUCAUUGUGUUCCUGCUUCUAAUGCACUAUCCUGUACACAAAAUACACAUGUAUGCAUCUGUUUCUUCUUUGCAUCUGUUUCGUGUGAGUUUGUGUUAUGUUAAUAAUGUAACGACAUGCAUGUUGAGUAUUCAUCCAGAACAACGCUUGUGACAAUGUCUGAUCAGAGGAAAUAAAAGACAAAACAA
Molecule: messenger RNA, 2144 nt
Organism: Morone saxatilis (striped sea-bass)
Lineage: Eukaryota; Metazoa; Chordata; Actinopteri; Moronidae
Gene: chchd3a
Product: coiled-coil-helix-coiled-coil-helix domain containing 3a
Exons: 10
Coding region: 164-1423 (419 amino acids)
Biological process (GO): inner mitochondrial membrane organization
Cellular component (GO): mitochondrion; MICOS complex
Source: RefSeq, a predicted model, not a curated record